AGUUCGGGGGCGAGCGUGUUGCACACGCACCCGCAGCCCAACAGCAGCCUCCGCUCGCGCAUCAGCCUCGGCGGGGAGCAAAGCGCUCGGCAUGUAGGAGAGAGGAAAAGGAAAAAAAAAAAAAAAAAGGAAAGAAAAAAAAAAAGGUGCGGGGAGGAGGAUAAAAAGGAGGGGGGAGGGGAGAGGGAAAUUAAAAAAAAAAAAAAAAAAAGAGCUGCCUCUUUAAAUGCUGGGGGCUGAGUCCGCAGCCGGAGCCAGCCUCCCUGCCUUUAGCCGUGCCUCUCCGGCGCUUGUUGCACAGCCCCGGGUGCCGGCAGCGCGGCGCUGGGGCGCUGCUGCUGCUGCUGCUGCUAGGGGGGGGGAGGUCCGGGAGGGGUUCUGGUGGGGGGGCCAUGAUCCUGCCGAGCUCCGCGCCCACCCCCAGCUCGCCCUAGAGCCGCUGCCGGCGCCACGCAGCCUUCCCCGGAGGUGGGCAUGGGGAACCAGGUGGAGAAGCUGACCCACCUGAACUACAAGGAAGUUCCCACGGCUGACCCAGCGGGUGUGGACAGGGAUGAAGGGCCCAGGAUCGGGGUCUCGUACAUCUUUUCGAAUGAUGAUGAUGAGCUGGAGCAGCAGCAGGAGUCAGGACACGACCUGGGGGGGGAGCACCCAGCCCUGCAGCCUUACGAUCCCCAGCUGCACGAGGUGGAGUGCUCGGUCUAUUAUCGGGAUGAGUGUAUCUACCAGAAGAGCUUUUCUGAGGAGGACAUCUCACCAGAGGAGGGUGAUGAAGGAGGCCGGGGACACCUGAGCACCUACACACCGGAGAACCUGCUGAACAGGUGCAAGCCGGGCGACCUGGUGGAGUUUGUGUGCCAGGCCCAGUACCCGCACUGGGUGGUCUACGUUGGGGAUUUCCAAGUCGUGCACCUGCACAGGCUGGAGGUGGUGAACAGCUUCCUCACCGAUGCCAGCCAGGGCAGACGGGGCCGCAUCGCCAACCAGCUGUACCGCUACAAGCCCCUCAGCCCGGCCGCGGUGGUGCGCAACGCCCUGGAGCAGGUGGGCUGCAAGGACCGGGACCUGAGCUGGAGAAACUCUGAGUGUUUCGCUGCCUGGUGCCGCUACGGCAAGAGGGAGUUUAAAAUCGGUGGGGAGCUGCGCAUAGGCAAGCAGCCCUACCGCUUGCAGAUCCGCCUGGGCGACAAGCGCAGCCACACACUGGAGUUUCAGAGCCUGGAGGAUCUGAUUAUGGAGAAGAGGAGAAAUGACCAGAUUGGCAGGGCUGCUGUGAUCCAGGAGCUCUCCAGCCACCUGCAGGCCGCAGAGGAGGAAGAUGAAGAGGAGGAUGAAGACCAUCACCACCAUCCAGGUGCUCGGACUGCUGUGGAGUAGCAGCCUCAGCACCACCAUGCUGCUUUAGGCUGGGUGAUGGGGAUUAAAACUGAAGGCUGCGAAAUUGAGCUGUUAUAAGCCCUUUGGGCCGCUUCAGUGCAGCUUCGUUCCAAUCACAUGUGAAAGGAAGGGGGAAAGCUGAUUAAGUGUCUGUGCUUUAGUGCUUAACUCCUUCAGUGCUCGAUGGUAAAACCACUGACUUACUUGUAGAGGAUAAAACUCAGGGCAAUUCUACCCUUCUGUACUCCCACCUCUUUCCCUUCCUCUGUGUUAGCCUUUUCCUCACCCAUCUGCCAGAAGGCGUAACCCUGCAGGAUGCUAAAUGCCUUUGACAUCUACUUAUCAGCAGAAGUUGCAAGUAUUUCUUACUAUUAAGGAGCCAGCAACUUCCAGGACAUGGCCAUGUAGCUGAGUGCAUGUUUAGUUGGCAGCUGAGAAGUGUGAGGAUGUUGUUUUCCCUUCUCUGCCCCUGUUUCUCGUCAGUUGUGGCUGCUGUUGGUCUUGCAACAAGUUAUUUGCUUGCUUGGUGCAAGGCUUCAUGGAUUGCUAGCCAGUCCCCCAGAAGGUGUAAGGGAGAAAUCACUAACUAAUGAAAUGGCUUUGAUGUUCCUGGUGCCUUCUUAAUUAAUAGGAACUUGCAGGUGGUCCGAGGGAAGCUCCUUACUAGCUAUCAGCAUGUAAUUUCUGUCGAGGAUGGAGGAGGUUUGUUUAUUGCUGGCUGGUCCUGGAAAGGAGGAAGUUUGCAGCCCUUAUUAUGGAGGCUGUGCAUUGGUGUGUGCUGGGACUCCUGGAGGCAGGUACUGAGCUACGCCAGAGCUUGUUACUGGCUGCCUGGCUUCCCCGAAAGCAAAUGGCAGAGCUCCCGAUGACAUCUGUGGUACACCCGAGGCAGUAGAAGCAGGUUGUUUGCAUGCACUAGCAUGUCCCAAGAGAGGGGCCUCUUGACCAGGUGCCCCUGGCUGUGAGGAUGUCACAGGUUCUGCACCAAACCCAGCUGUGAUGGGAGGGAGCACAAGAUGGAAGUCACUGCAGGCAGGGGGGUUAGGGUAUUCCUUUCCCUUUCUUACCACAAAGCAAUUUUCCCUUCAUUAGGGACUUUUUCCCUUUUUUUGCUAACUUUUAUGUUAUGCAGCUGAGCUAUAGCAUUAGAAGAGAGGAUGUGCCUCCAGAGUCAUUGUGCAGGUCCCUCGUUAAGAGGAGGGGACGGGGGAGUGUGAUGCUGCCUGCCCUGAAUGUUUCCUGAACUUUGUUUUCAACUGUUGAACUGGCCUCCUGCAUGGGCAGCACUGUCAGGUCUUUGUCCUGGGAUCUGAAGUGUGUGAGCAAACACUGAUUUGGAGGCAGCUUAUAACACAAAAUUCCUUCCCCUUAAAAACACAAUAGCAAAGAGGUGAACUUGAAGAUAAGCUUGAGUUCAUUUAAAUAACAGCAAUUAAGUGUGGUGUAAACUUGAAGUGUAGUUACUACCGUCUUCCCUGUGGUUGUUUAUAGUUAUACCACAAAUAGCAAAGUACUCAAUGUCCUUUCCACCCUCCUGGGAGCAAAGUUUGUUGACUUAAAAAUAAGUAGAUACUGGCUUUUGAUUAGUUGGGACUCUGUGAAGCCACUUUGACAAUGUAGCCCAAACAGAUCUGUGCUGUGCUUCCUACCUAAGACACACAAGCUAGGA
Molecule: messenger RNA, 3046 nt
Organism: Cygnus olor (mute swan)
Lineage: Eukaryota; Metazoa; Chordata; Aves; Anseriformes; Anatidae
Gene: LRATD2
Product: LRAT domain containing 2
Exons: 2
Coding region: 475-1377 (300 amino acids)
Source: RefSeq, a predicted model, not a curated record